AUGCGAGACGAGCGACAGCUGGAACGGUUUACUAUCAAUGCGCUGAAUUCACGUGUUGUUCCCCUUGGAUCCAUGGAUGAUUCCCUAUGGGACGAGACUUUGAACACGAUCGAUGGGUGGUUUCAAAUUGGAGGAGGGUUCGGAUUGGACAGGGCUGGUAGACUAGUACAGCGGCUUGAUGCCGAAUUUUCCGUCUUGAACCCACAUAGUGAUUUCUACGACAAGAAAUCAGCUACACUUAUGCAGCUUCAUAGCAUGCUGUUGAAAUCAUGGAUCGACACCUAUGCACUACAUCAACAGUCUCAAUUGGCUCUAAUCAAGGCGGAAGAGGUGCUCCGAAGACAAAUAUCUCGACAAGUUUAUUACUCAGCAAUCUUUCCUAUCGAAGAGUUGGUGACAGUUAUAGAGGGUUGGUUGCUACGAAACAAGAACAACACUGUUGCUGUCCAGAAAGUUGCAACCCUUUUGUUGUACGCCACCGAUUAUUCAGAAGACUUUGACAACGACUUGACCCCCUACUUCAACCUUGUCUAUGCAAAGCUCGAGGCAAAUUCGGUACUUCAUGAUGUCAUAAUACAAAGAAUGAAUCAUUUGACAGAAAAAUCACAUUGGGACGCGUUGGACGAUUUGAAUGUAAAGGAAAUACAGUCUGUACCUGAGGGACAACGAGAGACAAUUCAAGCAGACGAAGUAACUCCGAAGGAACAAAUAACACCUGUACCUGAUGAACAACAAGAGACGACUCAAGCAGAGGAAGUGGCACCAACGGACUAUCGAGAACGUGUCAUAAAUGCAAUUAGAGAUGCAGAGGAUACUCAAGGAGCCCUCGUUGAGAGACUAGCCAACAAGUACAUAGAAGAGAAAGGAAUGGACGCAACGGUUGUAGACAAGAUGAUCGAGUUCUUUUUGAGAGCAGACAAUUCAGCUAAAGCAUCUCACUGGAUACAGCUACAGUUGGCAAAUUGGGAAGCAUUUGCUGGAAAGGAAAAGGGGCUCUUCGUGCAACAGGCAACGCAACUAGUUGUCCUGGAGCAACAAAUGACUCCUUUGGUCGAAGAAGUGCUAGGAAAAUUGAAAGUAGAAGCUUCAAUGAUACCAGCGCCUUUGUUUACCAGCAUUUUCCAAAAGCUCAGUGAGAGAACAUCAAACCCAAAGAUCAUUGUUCAGAUUUUGAAGCGCGUUUCCGAUUUGGAAGGUGACCUGAAUCUUCCCUUGCACAAGACUGCAGUCCAAGCGUUGUUCAAAUAUGAGACGAAAGCACUGGACGAUAUUGAGGCAAUCUACAUUGACGUGCUGGAAAGAGUCCGACAAAAUGCACAAGAUGUAAAGUCGGAGGAGUUUGGAGAUUUCCUGCAUGGCAUACUGUCGUUGUUGACAUAUCGAAAUCUUUUCAACGAAGCUGAGGAGUAUCUUCGACGAGCAGAAAAGGCACUGCUACAGCCCAGCCCACCGAAUAGGGAAGAGUCCAUGAUUUCUAUCGAUUGCUACCAACGCCUCAUCUGUCGGAAAUGGUACACCCCAAAGACAGCUCCAAGAGUAAUUUCGACAUUUCGACGACUGCGAGGCAUUUAUCAAUCAGGUUAUUCCAAUCUGCUUCCCAAUCAAGAGAUAUUUGCAUCGUACACAAGGGCUCUCUCGACGGCAGAAAAGGAUGCGUCCAAAGUGGAGAGCGCUUUGGAUGAAAUUCUCGAACUUUACACCAGGACUCAGGAAGAAUCGUGCAAGCCCAACGCGGAGAUUUUCCAAACGAUCCUAUUGGCAUAUCGGCAGGAUCCUACUAAGAUCAAGGUUGCUGGGAAAAAGUCGCUUGUACUCUUGGAUCGCAUGAAGGCCCUCGAAGUUGCCCCAGACACAAAAUGCUUGAAUUAUAUAAUGCAAUGUGUGAACAAGAGCUCCAAUGACGAUGUUUACGAAACAGUUUGUGGGCUUUACAGCAUGUUUGCUCAGUAUGGCAUAGAACCCGAUUCUUUCAGUCGACAUUCCUUGAUGGAUGCCUGCGCCUCUGUUCAGCCGUCGAAUCAAGACGCCGCUCUCACGACCGCAUUAGAGACCUUUGGCCAGAUUCGUCAGGACGACCAACUUGGGCCCCAGACAUAUCCAAUCUUGACAAGAGUAUUGAUGCGAGUCUUGACCAAUCGUAGUGAACGUGCCGAUAAGGUUGCCACCACUAUCUUUCAGGCAUGUUGUGAUGAUGGCUACUGGCAAUCAGAUGGAGGUCCCUUGAAAAAGCGAUUCAAGUCUCUUUUCAGUAGGUCUGCCUGGCGUGACGUGUACACGAAACAGCUAGAUGGGAACCAGAAUGAACCAAUGCUAUGGAGUCGCAAAUUAAAAUAG
Messenger RNA from Cylindrotheca closterium, 2334 nucleotides. NCBI's taxonomy places the organism in Eukaryota, Bacillariophyta, Bacillariophyceae, Bacillariales, Bacillariaceae. The record is from the annotation of a GenBank genome assembly.